GAGAAGCCACCGUAGAAGAAAAAGAGACGCCAUCCAGUAUAGGAAAACAUGCAAAAUUCAAGCAAGUUACAUGGAGGAAUUGAUAUCAUUUUUAUGGCGUAACGCCCGUUUAGAUGAAGACAGGGGCCGAGAUUUUGUUUUCAAUUUCAUGGCUGCUAUUUAUUUUUGUCGCGAGUUAGCUUGUAUGCGAAUAGGUUGCUAGCUUAUCAUCAGUGUGUCAUUUUUGCACUCUGGCGUUAACUCCGUAAUAAAGAUAGUGAUGUUUGAAUUGUCUACUUAAGAGCGCGAUUAAAUGGGAGACAAUGGCUGAAAUUGAAAAGCGGUAAAGAUGAGGUUUUAUAGAAUAGCCACUUGGGCACAGAUUUUUUUUUUUUUUUUUACCGUGUGUGCUACUCCUUUAGCCACGUAAACUGCUCCUGAUUGGUGUUGACGUAGGUAGCACCAGCAGCAGCAGCGGCGGUGAGCAGCAGCCGUAUUCUUAACAAAGCUACCGUGGUCUUUUAAAGGUUGCUACUUUGGUAACAACUUUGCAUGCCAACAUGCUCUAGCUGGAUCCGGACGUGUGGCUUGUUGCGCCCCUGGUUCUGGUUGCAUUUUGCAGAGGAUGAAGCGGGUCGUCUGGCUGAUAUCAGGCUUAAAUAGAAGAAUGAUGAAGCUCCUUUUCGCCUUUGCUUUGAUCGCCUACAUUGUUUCUGUCUGGGGAACAUACACAAACAUGAGAUCAGAGCAAGAACACGGACAGAUGAAGAUCGAGCAGAGAAUUGCUGAAGCUGUGGCUCCACUGAGAGAGAAGAUACGUGAUCUGGAGCAAAGUUUCUCUCAAAAAUACCCACCUGUGAAAUUUCUGUCAGAGAAGGAUCGAAAGAGGAUUUUGAUUACCGGCGGUGCGGGCUUUGUGGGCUCCCACCUGACUGACAAGCUGAUGAUGGAUGGCCAUGAGGUGACUGUGGUGGACAACUUCUUUACUGGGCGGAAAAGGAACGUGGAGCACUGGAUCGGCCAUGAGAACUUUGAGCUCAUCAAUCACGAUGUGGUGGAGCCGCUAUACAUCGAGGUGGAUCAGAUCUAUCACUUGGCCUCUCCGGCCUCCCCUCCCAAUUACAUGUAUAACCCCAUCAAAACCAUCAAGACCAACACCAUCGGCACUCUCAACAUGCUUGGCCUGGCCAAACGUGUGGGUGCCAGGCUCCUCUUGGCUUCUACGUCGGAGGUUUAUGGAGACCCUGAGGUACACCCCCAGAAUGAAGAGUACUGGGGCCACGUUAACCCCAUCGGUCCUCGCGCUUGCUAUGACGAAGGCAAACGUGUUGCCGAGACCAUGUGUUACGCCUACAUGAAGCAGGAAGGAGUAGAAGUGAGAGUGGCGAGGAUCUUCAACACAUUCGGCUCGCGAAUGCACAUGAACGAUGGUCGCGUCGUUAGCAACUUCAUCCUGCAGGCCCUGCAGGGAGAACCUCUCACGGUUUACGGAACCGGUUCCCAAACUAGAGCCUUCCAGUAUGUGAGUGACCUGGUGAACGGCCUGGUGUUAUUGAUGAACAGUAACAUCAGCAGUCCUGUCAAUCUGGGAAACCCAGAUGAACACACCAUACUGGAGUUUGCUCGGCUCAUCAAAAGUCUUGUCGUGAGCCAAAGUCAUAUCAAUUUCCUUCCCGAGGCACAGGAUGACCCUCAGAGGCGAAGACCCGACAUCCGAAAAGCCAAGAUGAUGCUCGGCUGGGAACCAGUGGUUCCCCUGGAGGAGGGCCUGAACAAAACCAUCCAGUACUUCAGCAGGGAACUGGGGCACCAGGCCAACAACCAGUACAUCCCCAAACCCAAAGCGGCCCGCAUAAAGAAAGGGCGACCAAGACACAUCUAGAUAAGUCCGCCUCGCUUGGUGCCAAGGUGCAUCCUGGGAUAUUUAUUUUGGAGAAGAAUACGACUUUUGAUUGUCCUGUUGCCUUGAGGAGGAGCUGUAAGUUGCACUGUUGGGCGCCUGAAUGAGCCUGAAUUAUUUAAAACACAGCCGACUCUUAGCUUUUUUUUGGAAAAACUUUUUUGGGUAGAAUUUUUUGCUUACGCUAUUUAAAUCUCUCGCGGCGCUUCAGUUUUGUGUUCUUAAUAGAUUUAUUUGGAGAUGACAUGAUUAGCACGUCUCCCGGCGGAAGAGACCGUUACUUUGACGAUGUUGCUCCGCUUUGGGGAGCGGCUCACAUCUGGAUGUGAAUCAUUCAUAUCAGGUGAAGAUGAUAUUUUAAUAAAGUAUUUACAAUAACGGCAUGUGGUAAGGACCGUCUCUGGCAAAGAGGAGCGACCCCUGUUACAACGGCUUUUCUGCAGUUGGGAAUACCGGGGGCGGAGUCAGGAUAAUAACUUUAAAGCUGCUUAAGGUGACAGUGAAAAGUAGUGAAAAAUACAUAAUGUCAAAAAAUAUUAAGAAUUUUUUGAAAAAAAAAAGGAAUUUAUUUUAAAUAGAUUUUUAAAAAGAUGAAAAAGUACAGUAAUCCUCAUUUAUCACAGGUAAUUUUUUAUUUUUAUUUAUUGAUUUAAAGAGGGGACAGCCAGUGGCAUCAUUAGGCCUAUUUUAGGGGGGCUUCAGUUCCCCUAAAAUUUAAAAAAAUUCAAAAAUUAUUGAUUUUUUUUUUUAAUCACUGAUAAAUUUCAUAUAAUAGGGCAAAAGCAGACUAAUAAGCAAGCUAAUAAGCAGGCUAAUACUAGAGUAGUAGUACUAGUACUACUACUACUACUGCAUAUAAUACAAUAAAAACAGUCAUUACAAUUAAAUAUAUACCGUAUUUUCUGUACUAUGAGUUGCUCCGGAGUAUAAGGCCAAAAAUGCAUAAUUAGGUUAAAAAAAAAAACUUUGUAAUAUUUUGACAUCAUUUUAGGAGCAUAAAGUUGAAAAACUGUCUUUGUAAAAGUCCUAAAAAAACAAACACAGCAAUGAAUAAAGCUUGGUUGCUGAAAAUGUUAUAUAUGUCAAACUAUUAUGGGAGUAAAGUCAUAAUCACAAGAAGAAAAUGUAAGAUAAAACAGCUGUAAUUUCAGAAAAAAGUGCAAUAUUAUGACGUUAAAUUCAAAAUAUGAGGAAAAAUAAUGUCAUUUUAGUAGCAUAGAGUUGGAAAAAAAGUUUCUUUUUUAAAGUUGUAAAACACAAAGUUGUGAUUUUUGGAAAUUUGGAUGUGAAAAAAGCUUUUGUUUGGUGUUUCAUUGGCAAGUUGAACAAAGCGUAGACUUGGAAGAGAAAUAGAAAAGCAUAUUUAUUGUGUUUUUUGCAUUUUUUCUUCUAGAAGCUAAGUGAUUUCCACACGGAACAAGACUACGUACGUGUGUGCGUUGUGGUCAUUAUAUUGGAUUCCGACCAGGAAGCUGCUUUCUUCUCGCUUAGCUGGGGUGCGUGCUGAUGCUAAUAGUAGUCAUAGUUGACGUUGGCGCCGUGUCGGUAUGAGUUUGGGUCACGGGGGCCGAUUGGCGCGUUCUCAUCGUAGUGAUGCUGACGUCCGUGGUCGGUGGAGCGUGCGUGGUCCAUCCAGUAGGACAGGUCCGUCUCCAGCCUCUGGCCGGAAGGAAGAGAAGCCACACUUGUUAGGUAAAAGUCGCCCGCAGAGACUCGGCGGGCACACAAACGUGCGGACUGUGAAAAGGCCAACAAAGCCUUGACAGCUUUGACCUUUCAGGGACUCGGCGGCAAAGGUCGUCCACGAAGGUGUCGUGCGGAAGAUGCUCAUGUGCGGCUCAAGUGUUAAUAUGUUGUCUUUAGAGGUGUUGGGUCUAAAUGUCAUCGUGCCGUUCUGCGGGUUCAAUUAUUAUUAGAAUUAAUAAUUAUGCCGUUUUGCGUAACUCCUAAGAAAAAAGUAAGGAGUAAAUUCGUACAUCUGUGACAAAGUCGUAAAUUUACAAGACUACUCUAAAUUCCCAUUUAAAAAGAAUCUUACAUUUGUGAGAAAAACGGUCAAAUUUCCGAGGAAAAAGUUAUAUCAUCAGAAUAAAGUAAAUUUAUGAGCAAAAAAAGUCGCAAUUUACGUUUAAAAAAAAGUUGGACAUUUCUAAGAAUAAAGUCGUAAGUUUGUGAGACUAAAGCAAUUAGGAGAAUUAAGUUGGAAAUUUGUUAGAAAUAAUAUUAAAAAACUUCUAAAUUCUACGAAAAAAGGUAGUAAUGUUGCAGGAAUAAAGUCAGAAAUUGACUAGAAAAAGGUUGUAAAUUUCUGAGAAAAAAAUCAUAAAUUCACAAAAAAAAAUGAAGUCAGAAAUUUAUGAGAAAAAAAAGUCAUAAUUUCAGGAAUGAGAUAAAUUUAUGAUAAAAAAUAGUUGUACGUUUACGAGAAGAAAAGUCAUAAAUUCGUACAUCUGUGACAAAGUCGUAAAUUUACGAUAUAGCUGUAAAUUCCCAUUUAAAAAGAAUCGUACAUUUGUGAGGAAAAAUAGUCAUAAAUUUAUGAGGAAAAAGUUAUGUCACCAGAAUAAAGUCGUAAAAAUAUGAGCCAAAAAGUCGGAAUUUACGUUUUAAAAACGUUGGAAAUUUCCAAGAAUAAAGUCAUAAAUUUGUGAGUAAAGUCAUGCAUACGAGACUAAAGCUGUAAAAUAAAAAAAAUUAAAAAAGACACAAUUAGGAGAAUAAAGUAGGAAAUUUAUGAGAAAUAAUAUUACGAGAAUGAAGUCUAAUUUCUACGACAAAAAGUAUACAUUGCGGGAAUAAAGUCAGAAAUUUACUAAAUUUCAGAGAAAAAAGUCAUAAAUUCACAAGAAUAAAUGAAGUCAGAAAUUUAUAUGGGGAAAAAAAGUCAUAAUUUCAGGAAUAAAGUUGUAAAUUUAUUCGAAAAAAGUUGUAAUAUUACAAGAAUAAAUUUGUAUACUUAUGAGAAAAAAAGUCAUAAAUUUACGAGAAUAAAUUUGAAAAUUUAUGAGAAAAAAGUUUUAAUAUGAGAAAAAUUGUUGUAAUCUUGUGAAAAUAAAGUUUAUUUUUUUAUUUUUAUCCUGUAUUAUGAGGAUAAAAUCCUAAUAUUACAUGUCAGAGUAAUAUUUGUCAGCGUAAUAUUACAUGUACCAGAGGUGAGUCAAUACAUUUUGUGCUUUUAAUUUUAUGCAGGAAGCUACUUUUCUAAGAUUCAGACUAAGGAUUAAGAUGGCAUGGCUUUUAAUGUGAAGGCCGGAAAGCGUGUCCUCGUGUGUGAAAGCGUGUAAGAACGCUACUUAUGAGUUCCGACUGAAAUUGGACUGGAUUAACCAAAUCCACCGCCCAUCAUCUCUGGUUUGAGCCUCCAACAAACACACUUGUGACCUAGAUUGGCGCCACAUUAGCAUCGGAUAGCGGCAACAAAAUGUCACAUGUGCUGCAACAUGCAAAUAUAUGCAAAUGAGGCUUUUGUGGAAGUGGAGCUCCAUAUUUUAUUCCCUUUCCUGGAGUAAUUCAUGCCUGGCAAAUGUUGUGCCUCAAGCAUGCAGGCCUUCAAACGGCCACCAGGUGGUGCAAAAAGCCUCUAUUUCCUACUAGUACUUCAAUAUUGAUUAUAUUUCCAGCUUAUAAAAACACAGAUUCAGUAAGACUUGAAAAAUAUCAUUUUGUGGUUCGUCAUCCUAACGAGGUCUACGAGGUAUCUAGUCCUAAAGUUCUCUUCAUGUGACCCCCUACGGUUCCUGGGAAGCCCACCUGCUCGUCGUAGCCCAUGUACAUAAACUGCAUGAUCCAUUGCUGCACGUCUGGUCUGCUGCGGUCCCAAAUGUUCCUCUUGGUGCGCCUCAGCUUUGCUAGGAACUCCUGCGCUUUGGAGGGCGCCAUGGCCACUGACGACUUGGAGGACGAGGAGGAGGAGGAGGAGAAGGAGGCUGGAGGAGCCGCUCCUGCCACUGGAUGGAUGGAUGGCAGAGACAAAACAGCGGACUUUUGAAUGCAUCUCUCGCAUUGGCUAAAAAUGUCAUGUGAUGCGGUGUAGGUAUCUACCAUCUCUUCUUCUGAAGAUCUUGUGCAGAUCCUCGCCACCGCCUGUCACUUCUGUUAGGACCACAGACAACCUGAGGUCAGGUCCACUUCAUCUGUUCAUAUUCACUGUUUGCUGAU
This is a messenger RNA of Doryrhamphus excisus (bluestripe pipefish), 6037 nucleotides long. It is a transcript of the gene uxs1, whose product is annotated as UDP-glucuronate decarboxylase 1. Gene Ontology annotation, cellular component: cytoplasm. The record is from RefSeq and is a predicted model, not a curated record. Gene Ontology annotation, biological process: D-xylose metabolic process. Lineage: Eukaryota; Metazoa; Chordata; Actinopteri; Syngnathiformes; Syngnathidae. Gene Ontology annotation, molecular function: NAD+ binding; UDP-glucuronate decarboxylase activity.